Molecule: messenger RNA, 611 nt
Organism: Aedes albopictus (Asian tiger mosquito)
Lineage: Eukaryota; Metazoa; Arthropoda; Insecta; Diptera; Culicidae
Gene: Lamtor3
Product: ragulator complex protein LAMTOR3 homolog
Exons: 2
Coding region: 139-513 (124 amino acids)
Biological process (GO): positive regulation of TOR signaling; cellular response to amino acid stimulus
Cellular component (GO): Ragulator complex
Source: RefSeq, a predicted model, not a curated record
UUAUUUGUUUGCAUUUUUGUUGCGCACAGCUGUUAUCAGUCUUUUGUUAUUAUUCUUGCGUGAAAUCUCGUCAUUAUUGGAAAAAUAUUUGUUUUACCUUACUUUAGUUAAGUAUUCGGUCAAUUUUUCAACAAAACCAUGACGGACGACGUGAAGAAGUUUUUCCACAACAUGAUACAACGAGUCAAUGGCUUACACUGCGUCAUGGUAACCGACCGCGAUGGCGUGCCUCUCGUUAACCUGGAGAAGGAAAAAUCCAUUCAAAUUGUGAUGAAACCAGCCUUUCUGUCCACGUUUACCCUGGCGGCGGAACAAUCCAAUAAACUGGGGUUGGGAAAGAAUCGUAACAUUAUCUCUGUGUACGCCGACUACCAGGUGGUUCAGAUGAACAAACUUCCGCUGGUGGUAACGUUUAUCGGAGCACAAAACUGCAACAUCGGACACAUACUGGCGAUGGACCAGCAGAUCGACACGAUUCUAGAGGAACUCAAGACGGCUGUUACGGAUUCGUGAAUGAGGGAUACUGUACAUCAAAAAUAACUAACUCGAAGUAAGUUGAAAUUUUACUCUUUUCCUUAAUGUAUAUCUUAAUAUCGAUAUGAAAAUCGUCA